AUUGGUCCGUUCGUUCGGGGAAACUUGAUAAGGGCGGAGUUGAAACGUCUUGGCGGCCAUAUUGAAUGUUAUCAGUUGACAGUUGUGUCUAAAGGAAGCUCAAAGAUUUGUUUUAGUUUAACUUAUGCCAAGUCAAACGCUGCUGUGCUUUCCAGCCGAACUUUAGGACGUAUGUCCUAAACUUUUAGCGGUUUUUAUUCAAGCCGAGAGAUGGAUGAAGAUGAACGGCGGAGGAAGCUCGAGGCGGGCAGAGCUAAGCUUGCUAGCUUCCGACAGAAGCGGGCGAAAGGCGACGGUGCGGGGGCGGCGAAAAAGACGCAGAAGAGGAAGGGCCAGGCUGUCUCGCAGAAUGACGGCGCAACGCAAGACCGUCGCGUAGAACCGGCACUUUCUUCAGCCAAGGACUCAGAGCUGAACAACAAGACCAACAAUGAGGAACCAGAGAAGCCGGAGAAAUCAGAGGUUCAGCAGAACCAACCACCGAAGGAUCAGCCGCCCGCCCUGGAGCAAAGCCUGUCCCCUCUGGAAGAUUUUAAAGAAGAUGAGCUAGUUGCACUCACUGGAAAGGAGCAGCUCAAGCAGUUGCAUCAGGCUGUGGAGAAGCGUAAUGAGAUAAUCGCUAGGCUCAGCUCCAACCUGCAGGAUGCUCAGGCCAGUAGAGACCAGGUGCAACUGGAGGCACAGUCACUUGCUGUACAGAUUCAGGCGCUACAGAGACAGCUCCAGCAGACCAGUGCAGAGUUUCUGCGCAUCAAAAGCCAGUCAGGGGCUGAAGUCAACACUCAUCGACAACAGCAUCAUCAAGGCUCCGAAGAUGCAGACAUCAGUCAUAAGGAGGCACCAUCAGGAGAAUCAGGGAGGACAGGACCUGGCUCAGAGUCAAACACUAACGGUGACAGUGAGACAGAUACCGUUUUGCACAAACUGAGGGCUGAGCUGCAAGAAGAAAGGGAGAACAGCCAACGCGUAUGUGCUGAACUAGCGGAGGUGAUGGAGAAACACCAAGACGUGCUUUCUUUACUUGAGAAGGAGAAGAAAGGCAGGGAAGAGGAGCGAAAGGAGAGGGAAGCACAGAUGCAAGAUCUCCAGACCCAGUUAAGCUUAGUCCAAACUCAGUGCCUUGAGAUGCAGCAGUACAAAGCGGAGAAGGAGAAGCUGAACAGAGAAGUGGUUGAGCUGAGAAAAAGGCUUCAGGAGGAAGAGAACGCAGAGAGGAGAUUUAGUGACGAGGUGGCCGGUUCUGCCCUUCAUCUCCAGAGCCUUGAGGAGGAAAGACUGAGGCAGGAAGAGGAGAUCCAGAGGGUCAAAGAGGAGAUGGAGAGAGUCAGGCAACUGUUGGAGGAGAGGGAGAAGGAACUGAAGUUUAGAGAAGAAGAAAUCAUCGGCCUCAAAGCUACUAAGAAUCGGCAGAACCAAGCAAAAGCUGGCUUCAGUUGUGAUGAAAGGUCUAGCGUCGAUGAGGCCAACCUGGAAAGUGGACCUGAACAGGACAGCACGAAUGUAUCAACACCUGGAGAUGUUCUGAUGGAGCGCUACUUGUCUUCAGCUCCUCUCGCACAGUCACGAUCUUCAGUGGUCAACGAAAGCUUUGAACACUGCAGUCAGCUGGACAUCUCUGCUGACUACAGUUUUGAACUGAACAGUGAAAUAUUGGGAGAUGAGCCUCUGUUAUCAAUUUCAAAUCGUUUCCCUGAAGAAAACCUCCACAACAGCUCUAGCCCUCGCUGCUCCCCUGGCAUCCCACUGGCUGAUGGUUCCAACGCUGAGUCUCCAUCUCGGUGGCUUCACAGCUCCACUCCUGGGGAGCUGGAGAUGAGUAAACUGUCCGAGCAGCAGUUUGAGGAGACGGACCUGGAAAAGGAGCUGCUGAACCAGCAGUGCGGGGAGCUCCGCGAGGAGCUGUCUCUCAAGGACAGGGACUUGAAUGUGCUAAGAGAGGAAGUCAUCAAGAGUGCUGAAGAGCUGGAGGAGGCCAGGAGCAGGUGGGCCCAAGUAACAGAAGAGCUCAGGCAAGCUCUCUGGGAACUUGAAGAGGAGAAGGAGAAGAGGAGACAGGUAGAGGAGGAAAUAAACUUGAGAGUCCACGAACAAGACAACCUGAAGAACAAACUCAGUGCCUUAAUGGAAGAAAGAGAAAAGGAGACCGCAGUGAUGUUGAUGGGAAAUGAUGCUGCUGAAACCUGCCUGCUGGUCUCCGCUACCUCUCCAUCGGAGGACAGAGAUAAACUGGUGCGGGAGCUAAAAAAUGAGAAGGAAAAGGAGGCUGCACUCCUGUCUCAUCAAAAACAGCAGGAGCUGCUGGAAUUGUCUCUGCAGGAGAUAAAGCAGGAUUCGCAAUCUGCCAAACAGAGCCCAGAGCUCAGAGAUGACAACCAGUUGCAAACACUGCAGGCUCAUUGUGAACUUCUUGAGUCGGAGCUAGAAGAGACAAAGACGACGCAUAAAACCACAGCAGCCCUGCUAUGUCAAAGGACUAUGGAGCUGGACGAAACCUCAAAGGAGCUCGAAACUACUCGUGCACAGGUUCUGAGUGUUCAAACGGAGGUAGGAAGACUGCAGGAAGAGCUGGAGAAGAGCCAAGGCCGUCUGGACAGUGCCGAAAAAGAGAAGAACGAACUGGAAUCGCAGAUCGUCUGCCUGAGACAGAACCUGACCAACCUGGAGGAGGCCCAAGCCCAGUCGGUGCAGGAGAAGGACGAGCACAGGAGAAAAGAAGAGGAGAUGGACGAACGGAUUAAAAAAAUGGAACAAGUCUUAGAGGAGGAACUGGAGCAGUUUGAGAACCUGCUGAAAGCCAAGGAUGUUGAGUUGGAUGAAGAGAAGGAGAAAUGGGAAGAAGAGAGACAGGAGAAGGAUAAAGAACUCCUUGACGUGAGGCACGACCUGGAGGAACUGAAGAGGGAGAGGGAGGAGGAGUUGAAGGCUCUCCUGGAGAAGCAGGUCGUGGCUGUUGAGGAGGCUACAGAAAGGCUUGAGACCUCUCACCAGCAGGAGACGAAAGACCUGAUGGAGAAACAUCAACAAGAGAUUUCUGAGUUGAACACUCUCCUGGAAUCAGAACUGCUGAAGCAGCACGCCGUUAUGGAAGAAGAACAGAAGAGACAGAUCAGCCUAAUCAAACAGGUGACUGAGCGUGAGCAUGAGCGGAUGGUUUCAGAGCUGACUGCCAAACACAAUGAGGAUCUUAAUCAGCUCAGGGAGAGCAUGGAGGCUGCCCACCAGGCUGAACUGCAGCAGGCACUGGUACAAAAGACCAGCGAGCUUGAGGCCUUGCGUUUGAACCUGAUGAAUGUCCACACAUCCCAGCUGGAGCAGGAGUCCGCUCUCACCAAGGUCCAGGCCUCCAUGAGGGACUCAUUUGCCCAGGAAAGUGCACUCCUGCAGGCCCAACACCAGUCAGAACUGGAUCAGAUGAGACAGCAGAACCAGGAGCAGCACCGACAAGAGAUGAAUGAGUUGAAGCAGCAGUGGGAGACUUCUGUUGCUCAGGAGAGAGCUGCCACGGAGGAAAAGCAGGCCAAAGAGAUACAGGCUCUAAGGUCACAGUGGGAAAAGGACGCUGAGACCACCCAGUCAAACCUCCAAACAUCCCUGUCAGAGACCCAAAACAGCCUCACUGCCACUCAGGCAGAGCUCGCCAACACUCAAGCCUCCCUCACCGAGACCAACGAAGCUCUUACUGAAGCCCAGGCAGCUCUGUCAGAGUUACAUGAGUCACAGGCCAGGCUGGUGGAACUCCAGACCUCCGCUAAGGAGCAGAACCAGAAACUAGAGGAGGAGCUGAGACAAGCCUUUGCUGACAGAGAUGCAGCAGCUUGUGCUCUGGAGGAGUUGGUCUCUACUCACAAGGCAUUGCUGCAAGAGAGAGAGCAGCAAGCACUCCACCUAGAGGAAAAGGAACGGCAGCUGCAGCAAGAGGUUUUGCGCCUACAGGAGGAGAAGACUCUGCUAAAGCAGAGCUCAGAACAAGAAGUAGGUCAGCUGUGGGCCCAGCUGGAGAGCAUGAGGACCAGCCGUCAAGAGUUGGGAGAGCUGAAGGAACAGCUGAUCGCUCGCUCAUCCCGUGUUGAUGACAUUGAGCGCCUGAAGACGGAGUUUAAUGAUCAAAAACGGGAAAUCAAAGAGCAGAAUGAGGCUGAGCUGGAAGGCCUGAGGAGGUACUUUGAGCAGCGAUUAAGAGUAGCAGAGGAGAACUACAGAGAGGAAAUUGCUCUGCUCCAGCUGAGGCUGGUGGAAGGAGCUUUGGAGGAAUCUGUGUUGAAAACCACAGAUGACAGUUUCAUAUCUCAAGGCCAAACCGAAGAGGAGAAGGAUCAUGUGCUUUCUGACGCUGGCCUCAAACUGGUGAAACACGAGGAAGUGCUUGACAGUUUGCGCCUUCAGCUGGAGGAGAAGCACACAGUGGAGAUUGACAAUCUGCGAUCUUCUAUGGAUUUUUCCUUUAAGGAGGAGCUGCGACAGGUGCACUCAGACCUCACUGACCACUACUACGAAGAGCUGCAGGAGAUGAAGACCCGUCAUGCGCUGGAGCUGGAGCAACUCCGAGCCAAACUUUCUGACCGUCACUUACAAGAGCUUACCAGAGUUCGUUUGGAGGCAGCAAGGCAGGUUGAGGUGGAGGUGGAGCAGAGAAUGUGGUGUCAUACUGAAGAGCUGCAGACCAGGAUGACCAUCAUCGACACCCUGGAGAACAGACUGGCUGCCUUAAGUAAACAACAUGAGGCAGAAAUGCAAAUGAACACACAGAAGUUGAAACGGGAGUUUGCCGUGGAGCUUGCUUCUCUUGAGGAAGCUCUGAAACAGGCGAGGGAGACCGUGCAUGAGGAGACGAGGAGGCUGAGAGAGGAACUACAAGAGAAGCAUGAAGCCGAGCUCUCUGCCCUGAGGUCAGACAUUGACAGGGAGUCAGAGGAGGAGAGGACGCGCCUUGAAAAAGCACUUGACGAGGAGAAGGAGAAGUUAAAGUCUCUACAGACGUCACUAGACAACGAUGACAGCCCCCAGGUCUUAAUAGUGAAGCAGAGACUGGAGGCCCAAUAUGACAGCGAGUUGCAAACAGCAAAGAGCUGCAUGACAACUGAAAUCAAGCAGCUUACUGCUCUCCUGCAGGAGCAGGGCGAGGAGCGGCUGCAGCAAGCCCAGGAGAGGUUCCAAGAAGAAAAAGCAGCAUUGGAGCAGAGUUUGGCCCACAAAUAUGAAACCUGUCUGGCAGAGCUGAAGAACAAACAUCAAACUAAGCUGGAACAUGAGAGAGCGACACUACUGAACAAACACGCCAAAGAGAUGGACACACUCGAUGCCAAACACAAAGCACAACUAGAUUCACUCGGUGCCAGUCACAGAGAUCAGCUUGCAGCCAUGGCCGUUGAGCUGGAAUCCAAACACAACGCUGAGCUUGUUGCCGUGGAAGCAGCUGUUGCUUCCAAACGAAAGGCAGACUUUGAGACCAGUCAGGCUCGGUUGGAGGCUUUGGAAGCCGAGUUAGCUCGCAAACACCAGGAAGAGCGGGAUGAACUGGAAAAGAGGAUGCUGGGUAAUAUGGACACUCUGGAAGCCACAUACCUGAAGGAAGUGCAAGUGCUGCGCGAUGAGGUGGAGCACCUUGAAGAGCGGCAUCGCCAAAACCUGAAUCGUCAGAAGUCGGAACAUAAGCAGUUAACGGAGCGCCACGCCUCAGAGCAGGCGUCCAUCAGGGAGGAUCUGAGGAAAGAGCUCGCUCAGAUGCACAUCGAGAAGUUUAGUGCCAUGGCAGCAGAGCUCAGCCACGUUCACAAGACGGAGCUGGCUGCUCAAAAAGAGGCCUUAGAUACUGAACACUGCAGAGCCCUGGAGACCCUGAAGAAGCAGGUUUUAGAGCUCGAGCAACAACACAGCACCGCUCUUCAGGAGCUCUCACAUACCUACGCUGCUGACAAAGAGCAACUCAUCGAACAGCACCAACUUCAGCUACAGGAGUUGAGAGGUGUCUCUGCGCGAGAAUUGGAGGCAUGUCGCAGGGAGCGUGAAGAGGAGUCGUCGAGGCAGCGGCAGCACUUCAUGGAAGAGGUGGAGCUCCUCAAAGUCCAAUCAGAGGAGAGACUACAGGACAGAAUCAAUCAACUGAAGACGGAGUUUGAGGAGCAGAAGCAGGCGGAGCUUGAGAACCUGAGGCGGAGCUUCACAUCUGAACAGGAGGAGAAGGAGCGGAGCUACACGGGCAAAAUGAGCCAGCUCACUGCUCAACUGCAGCAGCUUGAUGCUGUGGUGGCCCAGUUGCGAGCAGAGGUCGGCUGUCUGCAGGGCGAGUUAAACGGCAAGCGAGCGGAGAUGGAGACUUUAGACACUCUCCUCCAGCGAAGAGAGCGAGAGAGUCAGGAGGGAGGAAACCUUCUAAAGAUGCUCACUGAUGACUUACAGACGGCUAAAGACGAAAGACGUAAAUUGGACCAGGCCAAUGAGAAGCUGAGGAAAGUCUUGAUUGAGAUGAUUCGUGGCACCAUCGCAACCGAAGAGCUGAUUGGACAAAAGAUCAGCGCCAGAGCCAAAACAUCCGAGCAGACGAACCAUCGGAGGAGCUCAGCGGGGAACAAAGACCCACAGGAAUCAGGCAUUUCAGUUGCAGACUUGUCUUCAGAUGACCUCGAGCUGACCCACCAGCUCUGUGAGAGCCUGCUGGUUUCAGACACUCAGCUCAAUCCCGGAGGAGAAGAAGCCGCUCUGAGCGCCUGCAGCAGGCUGCGUCACACUGUCGAUACACUCUUGGAGCUGCUUAACCAGGCCAACACACAGCUGGAGCAGACUCACCAUGUCCACCUUUCUCUGGAGGAAAAGUUCUCUCAGGGCAGAGAAGACUCCGCCCAUCUCCUCGACCAACACAAGCUCCUAUUGGAGCAGCUCGAUCAGGAGGCGAGGCUGAAGAGUCAACUCCAGCUGGAGCUCCACAAGGCAGAAGGGCUUCUGGAUGGCUACGUGGCUGAGAAGGCAAUCCUAGAGGAGUCCCUGCAGCAGAAGGAGGCACAAGAGGAGAGACUAGUGGAGGAGCUGGAGGGCCUGAAGGCGAAGCUGCACCAGAUGCAGGGUCUCAACAAGGAGCUGGACAGCCUCAGAGUGAAGCAUCAUGAGCUCAAUGAGGAGCACGCGCUUCUCCUGCGCCAGAAGGAGCAUCUGUCCGCCGGGCUGGGCGAGAGGGAGAAAGCUCUGCUGGCAGAGACGGAGCGUUUGGCCCAGGAUAGGCUGGACUUGCAGCGCCAGGCAGAGAAGGACCACAGCACUUUGUCCCUGCGCCUCAGGGCCCUGGAGAGAGAGCUGGACGAGCAGGAAACAAAGGGCCUGGAGACUGAGCAGCACCACAAGACCCACACAGAAGACCUCAGCCAGCGCGUCCAAGCGCUCGAGAAACAGCUGAAACACGACCGGCAGUUUAUAGAGGAGCAGGCUGUGGAGCGCGAACACGAGCGAGACGAGUUCCAGCAGGAGAUCCGAAGACUGGAGGCCCAACUCAGACAGACAGCCAGUGUGGAUAACAAAGGACACAGGUUUGAGGACUUGGUUCUGCAGGUGGACAGUCUCCAAGCUAUCAUCAAAGACAAGACGGAGGACCACGCCUCCUUGCUCGCAGCAAAUCAGCAAGCCCAACGCGACCUUGCCGAGCGCAACGAGGAGAUCGACAAGCUAGCCGGGCGAAUCAGAGAGCUAGAGCAAGCGCUGCUCAACAGCAGCGAGAGCAACAGAUCUGUCGGUCAACUUGAACAAGAGCUCCACAGAGCGAAGUUGAGAGAGCAGGAGCUCACACAAGAUAAACAGGCACUGGAGCAGCAGCAGCUUUCGAACAGGCUCCAGAUCUCCGCCCUGCAGUCCAAACUGGAUGAGACGAGACACUGUUACCACGACAACACACGUGACCCCACCCAGGAGCUUAGAGAUGCCCUGGACACUGCUCAGCAGAGCCUCCACGGCAAAGAACAAGAGGUCGAGGUUCUGCAUGGCCAGCUAGAAAACGUGCAGAGGGACUUGAACAUCAGAGAAGUCGAACUAAAACAUCUCACACUACAGCUUGAGCUACUGACCAAUCAGAAUGCGGCUCAUGUUAAUGAGCUCCAAGAACAGAUUGCUGCCCUGAAGGAGAACGUGUCUGCUCUGACCAUUCUCAAGGAGGAGAAAGACGAGCAAAGCGAGGUGGAGGAUCCAGAGGAAGAGACCCUCCCCUCAGCUUUACUCCAGGAGAAAAAUCAUGAGAUCGACCACCUCAACAAUGAAAUCCAGAGAUUGGAACAGGAGCUGGAGAAUGCCGCAGACAACAAGGUUUUGGAGGCUGAGCUCGAGGAUCUGCGCUCACAGGUGGAACACCUUCAGUCCGAAAUCGGUAGAGUACGUGAGGACAAACAGGAAGAAGAGGAGCGCCUACAUGAGGUCAUCAGCACACUGCAGGCAGAGCUCGCCACUUUAGGCCCCAACCUGCAUGAAGUGAGCGACUCGCAGGAUGGCGACAGCAUCAAUCCCUCGCCGGCUCCCAGCCCCGAACCUCGCCACUAUACCAUCCAGGAACAAGAGAGGAGGGGAGGCCCAAACAGCCUGAAGCAGGAGCUCAGUCUUACUCACUCUGCAUCGUCCCGUUCCAUUCGAUCUCGUCUGAAGGCCCUUCAGAAUCAGCUGGAGACGGCGGUGGCGGAGAAAGAAGGACUGGAGCGAUUACUGCUCACCCAGGAGGCAGAGUACAGAGGACACGGGGAGGAGUUCGGAAAGAGGCUGAAAGCUGAGCGGGAGAGGGCAGAUGAACUCCACGGUCUCCUCACCAACAAAGAAGCAGAGCUCGAUGAAGUCAAAGCUCAGAUAGAAGAGGAGAGGGAGAAGAGGAAACUAUCUGAAGAGGAUAGGGACGGUUGCAAAAUUCAAGCCGAAGAAAUGAGCGCCCUGCACGAGAAGAACACAAACCUCAGCUCUCAGCUUAUGGAACUCCAAAAGAAAGAACAGGAGACCAUGAGCGAGAUCCAAACUCUAAAAACCAAGGAGCAGGAUAUGAAAACAGAAAUGGAACUCCUCCGAGAAACCAGCCUCACUCUUGAGAGGCAAAUCCAGGAGGUCAGAGCCGAGAUGGUCGACAUGGAGGAACUGGUUGCCGAGGAGAGGACAAAGAUCAAAACCCUCGAGACCGUGAAGGGAGAGCUCUAUGCUGAACGUGAGGCGCUGAGGAGGAGGGAGGGCCAGCUCCAGGAGGAAAUUGAGAGGCUCAGGCAGGAAGUGGCUUCAAUGAGAGCUUGUAUUCAGGACCUGACGGCUCAGCUCAACGAGAGGGAGUCCAGUCAAGAAGAAGCUCAAAAGGAAGUGCUGACCCACGCUGAGGAGACUCUUGCUAAAGCAGACGCUGCCUUAAGACAGAGGGAGACUGAGCUUGCCACACUGAGGGCAGAGCAUCAGGCUCUGCAGGCGGAGCUGAAUGUGGUGAAACGAGGUCUGAGCACCAGCACAGAGAGAGCUGAGCAGCUACAUGAGGAAGGACAGACCAAAGACCGCGCUCUGGCUGACCUGGAGACCGAUAACCAGCAGCUGAAGGUGGAGCUUCAAGGUUUACAAGAAGACCUGGCUGUACAGGAAGAGGAACUGGCCUAUCAGCAAAGGGAACUACAGCAACUCAGACAACACUGUCACCAACAGGACACACUUCCCUACCAACAAGGAUACCCACAAAAGGAUAUUUCUCACAGAGCCUUUGAGGACAUUGUGAGUGUGUCCCGCGAUGAAGCCUCUCUGAGCUCUCCAGAGGUUUUAAGGAGACUCGAACGCUCUGAAGAAACACUCCCGGAGCGCAUCCACGCGUCUGUUCUCGGCUCUCGUCUGUCUGAGCUCAGCGCUCUGAACAGCACAGGCUUUGAUCUCCCCCACGUCAAGACCUCUCCCAGGGUUGUGAUGGAGCCUCCGCACUCCAGGACCAUCACACCAGAUCCAGCCACACAUAGUACACACUCCCCAGGCUCGGUGUCGCCGUCCGACAACUUCUCAAUGCUCGACUCUCUGGACACUGACAAAGUGCGUGAGUUGGAAGGACUUGACCUUACAACACCUCCAUCUCCUCUUGGCUCCACCUCCUCCCUGUCAGCACCAGAAUGGGCCAGUGAUGGAUACGGCAGCAAUGUGAGUUCAGAAUUGGGUGCGAGGUUGAGAGUGGAGCUGGAACAGACUGAAAGGCUGGACGCUCAGUUUGUCGAGUAUCUCCGCUGCAGAGGAAUUAACCCCACGGUCAACACCGACAGUGCUGCAGGCAGUAUGAGCUACAGCGAUGACCUGCUGUCACCUGAGCUUCAGGGUCUGCUGAAGAAAGUGUAUCAAGAAAGCUGCCGAAUUCUCACUUUGUCCCAACGUCGUGCCACUUCUUCAGCCCAACCUCACGUCUCGGACUUAAAAGCCUUCUCACUGAGUCAGACACAGCAUCAUACUGAAGAUAACUCAGCCCUGCUGGAUCACCGGGACAAAUCGUCCUCCGACCCUCCCAUGAGCUGGCAGCAGGAGAAGAGGGCGCUGCAGGAGACUGUGAUCGCUCUUCGAGAGCUCCUCUGUCGAAUGGCCCAGAGACACACACAAACUGACUACAGAGGUGACGGUGAGUGGCACAGAGAUCAUCUCUGUGGACAGGCUGAAUCUCAGCUGAGGGCAGAGCUGGAGAUGAUCCAGAAACAACUGAAGUGUGCUCACGACACUCAUCAAGAGCAAAAGAACAAAAUACAGUCACUCAGGCUGACUGUAGAAGAGGGCGAGGAAGCUUUGAGGAGGGAGCAGACCAGAGUCCAGGAGAUUCAACAAGAACUGGAGCAGGAGAGAGCUCUGAGUCUCCGUAAGGACCGAGAAGAGGAGGAAAGGAGGGGGGCUGUGCAAGUAUCUUCUGAGCAGCAGAGAUCAGAGGUCAUGGCUCUGAAGGGUCAGCUGGAGCAGGAGAGGGUGGCAUGCAGCAACCUCAGACGGGAGCUCCAGAUUGAACAGUCCCGCAGUGUGCUGCUGGAGAAACGCCUAGACGACAACCAGAAGGAGCAGGAAGACGAGCGGCAACUUUCCGCUCGCCAACAAGAGCUCAGCGUCCAAGAGAAGACUCGCCUCGAGCGGCUCCUCACUGAAGCCGAAUCUCGCUCAGCAGAAAUUCACUCCAAGCUCGCAGACGCUCACAAGAAGCUCGAUGAAGAGAGAGAGCGUUACACCAGGCAGGUGGACGAACUCAUCCGCAGACACGAGGCGGAUACAGCCAGAGACAGGAAGUUUAUCUCUGAGAUGCGCGCCCAGCUCGAGCAGGAACGGAGGCAGGGAGAGGAGCUGGCAGGUCUGAUGGACAAACUGAGGGCCGAGCUACUGCAGAACAAGAGGAGAUGGGAAGAGGAGGACAGAACGAGGAGGGAGGAGCUUCAGAGGGAGCAGGAGGCCGCCACCAGACAUCGUGUGGCUAUGGAGGCGUUGAAAGAGCAGAAACAGGAAGCGAGCCGCACUUUAGAGGGGGAGCGAGAGCGAUCCAGACGCCAAGGGGUGGAGCUGGCCGAGCUGAAGGAGAGACUGCGACUGCUGAAGGACAAAGAGAGGGAGAGGGAGGAGCAGUGGGAGAGGGAGAGGAGGAAGGGGAGACAAGAGCAGAUGGAGAGGGAGAGACGACAGGAGAGGACCAACACCAAACUGUGCGAGUUGGAGUUGUUGAGGCAGCAGGACCAGCAGCGCAUGCAGGAGCUGCAGCGCACUCUGGCAGAGCUGGAAAGAGAGGAGAGAGAGAUGGCUGCUCAGAGGCUGUCUGGACGAACCACAGGCCAACAAACCAAGGCUGCAACUUCACAGCCGCAUCUCCAACUUGCCUGCAACUUCCAGGCAGGCGGCACACAACAAAACCAGCAGACGCCGUCCACGCCGUCGUCGUCCGAUCUGCUGGAAAGGUUGUUGAAGGAGAACUCGGAGCUGACGGAGCGCGUGACAUCACUGAGUCAGGAGAGAGCCACCCUCAAACAUAAACUCACCUGUCUGGAGCGUCAGCUGCGCCGCACGGAGAACGAGCUCGCCAAGGUCACGGCAGAAACCGAAAACAGACCCAUCAACGACGUGACCAGCAACAGCAAGGUGCAGCGUUUGUAUGAGCGCUACCUGCGCGCUGAGAGCUUCCGGAAAGCUCUCGUCUACCAGAAACGUUACCUGCUGCUGCUGUUGGGAGGUUUCCAGGAGUGCGAGCAGGCCACCCUGUGUCUCAUCGCCAACAUGGGGGCACGGCCGUCUCCCCCGCUCUCCUCCCAGCGCAGACCACUCGGACGAUUCAGGGCUGCUGUACGAGCUGUCAUUGCUGUCUCAAGGAUGAAGUUCCUGACUAAGAAAUGGCAAAGAGCAAUCAGAAGGCUGUCUUUGUCUGGGACUGCUAAUGGGCACGCUUCAGGUCCUAAAGUUGAAGUCUUAAGGCAGCAACAGCCGAGAAUAAAUAUAGACUCGCCACCGCACAGAGACACGGUGUCAGCCCUCGUCCCGCCCACCAAAUCACCCUUCAGGUUGCACAACAGGACGUCCCCCAGCACCAGUCUGGCCUCGGGGCAUUCAGUGGGGACGUCUCAGGAUCCAGAGCGAUCGCUGACAGAAUAUAUCCACCAUCUAGAGAAAGUCCAGCAGCGGUUGGUUGGAGCUAGGCAAGUAAGCAAGACUCAUUUAGCCGUGCCCCCUAAAGAGGAAAGGAGGAUACAGUCAGCCUGUUCCCCUGAUAUGAUUGGUUAUCGGCAGCGCUGGCUGCAGGAGAAUAGCACGUGGCUGUACCUGAGCUGCUUGUCGCCCCUUUACCUGAACGGCACAGCAGGUCCGUCCGUCCUCCAGCCCGACCCGAAGUUCUUUGACCACUGAAAGAAAUGAAUGUCUGCAUAUCGUCACAAACUGUCCAUGCCUUACACACAAUGUAGAAAUAUGUAGAAAGGAAUAUAUCACACGUGUUGAACUAUUUGAUGAUGUGAUUUUUAUAAGCACAUAAAUUAUUUUUCAAUAUUUUCUAUUGUGAUUUUUCUAUUCUCUGUAUUUCAGUAUUUUGAAGGUCACUCUUGGGUUGUUGUAAGAACAAAUGUUCAUUUUAAACAGGUCUGUUAUUUUUCUAAUGUUUUUUUUAAUACAUUUUGUGCUACUGUAUGUAAAUAGGACUGAUGUUCGUUGUACAUGUGUCCAAAUUUGCACUGGAAACCCUCCAACGAUCAAACAUAGUGAGUGCAUUAUUGCCUAAACGUGUACUAUAUGUGUUUUUGUAUUAUCUGUGUUUUUACCAUAAAGUUGAUAAAUAUUUUAAAUGUGUGACUACAAA
This is a messenger RNA of Larimichthys crocea (large yellow croaker), 13261 nucleotides long. RefSeq names its product pericentrin (gene pcnt). The coding region runs from base 211 to 12816 and encodes 4201 amino acids. The record is from RefSeq and is a predicted model, not a curated record. The transcript has 61 exons. Gene Ontology annotation, biological process: signal transduction. Gene Ontology annotation, molecular function: molecular adaptor activity; DNA binding. NCBI's taxonomy places the organism in Eukaryota, Metazoa, Chordata, Actinopteri, Sciaenidae.